Xyrichtys novacula (pearly razorfish) is the source of this 42606-nucleotide messenger RNA. The record is from the annotation of a GenBank genome assembly. Lineage: Eukaryota; Metazoa; Chordata; Actinopteri; Labriformes; Labridae.
CAUCGACACUCAGACAGUAAACGUGUUUCGAGACCCUCACGCUCACCUUCAGCUGCUACCGGAUAUAAUUGGAGCCACAACUUUCUCUCUCAUUGACUGAUAGGAUUGAGAUGUUACAUUUUAGGUCCUCGAAAGUGCUGAAGGAGUUGUUUGAAGCCACCCUCAAGCGUCCCUCGUCCGACUGUAGACAGAAGACCUGGUUGCCAGCCCGCCGCCGCUUCCUCGGCACCGCCUCCGUUGAUGCAAGAUCUCUGUCUACUCAACUGAAGCGCCUCCAUGCCGCUGCUGCGCAUCGCCCGGCUCUCCGCACCGCGCCCUUCGCCGCCCCGUUCCGCUCGUACUGCGCGAAAACUGAAGGCGCCGUUGAGCUGGACGAACAGCUGAAGAAGGAUGGAGUCAGCAGUGAAUCAAGCAGCGACAAGUAUGUUUCAGGUUGUUUCUUGUUGAGUGAAGCGUCUGACCGCGCGGUAUGAAGGUAGGCUGGCGGUCAUGACGCAGGCAGGCAGGCAGGCAGGCAGGCGCGAGCGGAUGUAACGCUUUUCUUCAAUUGCCACAAACGCUGAAUUUCAACUGCAUAACGUAUCUAUCAGUAAUAAGCAUAUUAAACGCAAUGAAACUGUAAAAAUUGAUUCAAAUUUGUUAAAAUACUUUCUUAUAUAUACAAUUCAAUGAUAGGAAUGAAGGUAACUUGCCAACUACGGUGCUUUUUGAGUAGUAAGUCAGCCGUAAAACCAUACUUGGGAGUUUUCAUACCGGUGUUGGCUGUCUUGGUUGUGGUACUAUGGUCUAUGUGUACUUUUUUAAUCCUGAAUAUAACUUAACUAAAGGGAAAUGGGAUUUUUAGUUGACCUCCACUAGUUUUGUUCUGCUAUCUGUCGAUACAACACGCAGCAUGUGGUUCAAGUGAAAGUGAAGUAGUGAUAACGGCAGAGGUCAGGGUGGGGGGUAAAGUCAAGGACUAAACACUCAUUUAAGGUAAUGAACUGGCAGAGAGUGUAAACUUAAUUUCUUUAUCUGCCCACUGACUCAAAAUAAAGUCAAUACUAGCCCAUUCUCAUUCUCAUACUCAUUGUAGAUCAGUCCUCAGAAGAUGUGGGGCUUCUAGUAAUUUCUAUUAUGCCCUCCCACUGUCACCCUGAAGUGGCAGCUCCAGACUACUGACUGUCUGUGCCCUACAGCUGAGCAGCAGAAUAGUUUUAGCUUUCUGGUGUCUAUAACUGCUUGAAUACUACUUACUUAUAUACAAACUUUUGCAAAAUCAUCCAUCGUAACCAAUUCCAGUACAAAAAUAGGUUGAUAGUUGCAAUCUUAACUGCAGUUAGUCUUUUCCAGGUUAAAACUAUUUGAGAAAACACCAACUCAUCAUGAUGGUGCAUGAUUCAUCAGGCUGAUAUCUGCAGAAGGAUAAAUCACUCUGCUUGUAUUCAGAUUGAGCCUGAUACCACUGGACUGGAUCUGAAAAGUGCUGAAGGCCCAGGUUACAGGAUGUGAAGCUCCAGCAUUAGGAAAUAGCUGAGAGUAGAUAUCUGGCAUUAGUCUGAUGUGUCAGGGGGUUCAUGACGAACUUUUGGCUUACGGUUUGCAGCUGCAUUCAUGAAUACAGUGAGAGUCUUUUUUUGGCUGAGGUGAAUCCUCUGAAGAUGUGAUGGUACACAUUCAAAUUCUCAGGACGACACGAGCCUUGAAACAUUGUUUGCAAUGGCUUGUGAUUCAUACUUUGUGAGUGAGUCAGCAGCACGUGAUUGGAUGCCAUACCCACCAGCUUGAUGACAAUGACUCACAAGAUAAACCUCAGCAAGGAAUGUGGUUUAUGAAUUAUAUCCUAUCCCGUGGAUUAGGAAACAAAGACUCUCUUAUCUUUGCUUGUUCCUUUAUUUGGAAAUCAAGGUCAAUAUUUACAUUUUACACAAACUAUUCAACUGAGAAGUGAGGUUAGGCACUGCAUGAAUCAGAAAAGGCCAAACCAGUGGAGUUGCGGCUUUUCCAUCUCCCAGGAGAUGCUCUGCUAGUUUGCCGUAAUGAAGGCCUUGCAGAUUUGUUGUACUGGGAGAGUUUUCUUGGUUUAUAAUGUUCCACCCAAAGCAAUUUGUGGAAUCAGUUGCAUCUACAGAAAAAGGAGUUGGCUCAGAUUAAGAUAUGAAAAGCUGACAGAUGGCUGAAGUGAUACACACUGGCAAAACAGAAAGUGAGAGGUAUGAUUUAGUAAACUUUAGCACACUACACUGCACUGGUGUGACAAAAGGUACCUCACUUCACUGAAUAAAGGAACUGGCUUUAGGUUUUCACUUUGAAAAUUUAAAUCUCUUUCCACAUCUUUUUGAGUUUUGCAAAUUCAUUUCUUAAGCUUCAAAGUAACUAGGCCACAUGCUCUUAUUUAUGAGCUGACGUGUCCAGAACAUGAUCAUGAGGUUUUGAAGGCCCACAAUUCAGACAGGCAACAGUAUUCAAUAGUCAUUUCCUGUUUCUAGUUUUGGGGUUUUCCUCUAUGGCUCCGGUGCCUUAGGUGACAAUCGGAGAGAGAUUUAGGAAGUGAGAAUUCAGGACAAAUUAUGACCCUUUCUUUUAGCCCAUAGUCACCAAAGCAAAAAUAGGACCUGUUUCCUUCCCUGUUCAUUCCGGUUAAUAAAUUUGUACUUCUCAUAAAUAUGUGUAUGACAAAAUUAUCUCAGUUUAAGACUUAUCUGGCAGCACAGGUCUACGCACUUUCUCUCUCUAGAUCCUUGAGACGAUAUCUCUCCCCUCUGUUGGUGCCAAACUCUGAUACAAACUCCUUUUUGAUGCCUUCCUGCUUGACCGCUGGAAUUAAGGGGGGAUUAAAAACUCUGAACAAAUAAUCAAAUACCUUCUGUCAGUUAUAUCACAGAGCUGCAACUCGUCCAUCGCGAAAUAGAACAGCUCAGUAUUGACCCUGUUUCCAGGAAACUCUGAAAGUGUUCUGCUUACACCCCUGAGCAGCCAUCCUAACUAAUGCAAAUGGACUGAGCCAUCUGCCUGAGAGCGGGAUGAAGGUUUUUAACCGAGCAAAUGUAGAAAAUCGAGGUGUUUCAGGUUGUAGUCACCUGAUAUGUUUGCACAGUUUAAGCCCACCCUCGUUUGUUUGCUCAUUCACUUCACUUUACAUGAACUGGCGACCACUGAGAAGAUGGCGCAGACCAACCUGAGGGUAUUAAAUCGCUCGUGGUCAUCUAGCAGGAUUCUAGCAGGUGACAGCGAGGCAGGGCUGGGCUUUUUGUGGUUAGGUGAAAAAUAAGAGAUGUGAAAAACCAUUUGACUCUGAAUUACUCUGAGCAAAACUAAACUAAUGCAGCAACUGAGAAACUGACACUACACUUCUUUUUUACAUAAAGAGGGAUUUCAACAAGCAGAUGAAUAUCAACAAAGCUUUAAUUCUUUAAAACCAGAAUCAAAAUCUUCUGAUAGAACGGCCAAAUCCAGCGUCUUCUGUUAAUUAAAUCUCGCCACGCUUUGUUAUGCAAAUGGAAAUCUGUUUAAAAUUUCACACCAUCUGCUUGUGAUCGUUUUGUUUAAUUCAAAAUGUGCCACUGACACUAUCAACACAGAUCCUCACUGCAGGAGAAGACUCGACACGAUCGCUUUUACAGGCAGGGAAGGAGUCUUCCUGGAGACUAAUCCAUUCAUGUGGAUGUGUAAAAUUGGAGAAGUGUGCCUUUAAGUGGUUAAAUACCUCCCAAUUUACCCUCGUGUUUCCUGCACUUGCUGCACAAAGCGGCGGCCACGUGGGCUUCUCAGCAGAGCACUCAAGAAACACAAACACACCGAAGAGAGUGUUGGUGGUUAAUGAGCUUUUCAUAACCUUGGAAAAUUUCUCAGCCCCUCUGUUGCGGGUUGAAAUGCUCAUUAAGUGUGGCUGUGCAGACAUCUUUAAGUUUCUUCUGUCUGAGUCAUUAUGUAAUCUAAAAAAAACUCCUACUGUCGUAUACGAUGUCACUGUCAGAGAGGAUUCAUCUUUGUACACCUGCUCACCUGCACUCUCAUCCUGACUGUGUUCACUGCUGUGUGGACGAGCUGUUGUAGGGACAGAUGUCGGGUCAAUAACACUCCCUUUGAAUUAGACAUGCAUGACAGCCAGCAUUUUAGUCAAUCUUGGUUUGUUUGCACAUGUUGAGGCGCAGUUACCUGGGCUGUAUGUGGAGUGUUUACUUUGUGCAGAGCAGGAGAUGAGACAAAGAGAAACGAGAGGGUGGGGAGGAGGUGCAGACUGGACACUGGAAUUUCAGAUGUAGUCAUGUAGUCGGUACAGCACAGUUAUCGCCUCAGCUUCAGAUUUAAACAUGUAUUACAUCUUUAGUGCGAUACCUGAUCUUUGGGAAUAGCAUCACUGACUCAGGUGUUAGGCCACCAGUAGCUUGUUUCUGUUCUGAUCUGAGUUUGCUCCUUUGCAGACUAUGCUUCUGUACCAUGGGCAGCGUGUGAACACGGCACAAUGUUGGCUUUAUUAAUCCAAGAGCCACAGAGAGCUGGUCAGACAGCUAUAGCCGGGUGAAUUCCUGGAAUUUAGACCCAGUCCAGCUCUGCUCCAGACACUCUUUGAAAACCAUUGUCUGGUUUUGCUCUUGAGUCUGUCUGAUUUGAGAUUAGCACCAGUAUCAGUUUUAGAGAGAGAAAGUAUUUUGCACAUUUCUGAUAAGGGGGCUGCUCAGACUGAAACAUAAGAAUGCCUCUCUACAUGAAUAUACAUGUCUAAACUCUAGCUGGAACACUGAAGUUCACCAAAAAGCCACUUCUGGAUGUGCCAGAAACUUCCCUGAAAGCUUUCACAAACCAUGAACGGGCUUUCCACUGCCUCCACAAUUUAACAUUUUGUAAAUCUAGUGUACAAAUGUCUAAAUACAGAAAUCCCUUUGUUUUUGUUAACUUAGAUUAGUCCGCCAAGUCUCCAAAGUAGUGAGCUGCACAGCACAGUAUGGACAUGCCAGGAGCAAGAACCACAUACGUGUUUUGUAGUUAGUGGUUGGCAGCCUGAAGAGAAGAAGAAAGUAGUCGUGUGCAGAAGAAUUAGUACUGAAUGAGGUUUUUGAUGGUAAAAAUUUGACAUGGAGGAUCAGAUUUAUUAUGGAUCACAGCAGUUUGUCGUCCUCAAAAGCCCCUGAAAGCACAGAGUCCAAAUAAUGUUCAAAACUUCCUUCCUCAACCGAACAGCAGAGCCACUCCUCUCCCAGUGGACAUUAUGCAAAACACUAUGAACACUAAAAAUAAUACAGGAAUGGAGGCUGUGACGCAGCCUGAAUUUCUUUCUGCAGAAUAACAAUGUUUGGCAUCGUGUGUCCCGCUGACAGUGUUAAUCUGAACUCUAAAAUUUGCUUUCUAUUAUAGUUAGUAUUUCCUAAUCCCCAUUUUUGGUUCUGGUUUAUCUUUGGCUGCAUGAUUUUUCAGAGCAACCCUUUAAGGAGCACUGUCAAGAAGAAAUUUGAGGUUUUAAUACAAGUAACCGCUUCAAACACUCCUAUCCACAGACACAGUCAUACAGAUAUCUGGCUUCUGGUCACUCUACUAUUUCAAUCUUUCAUUAAGUGUUGUUGAAAUCCCUCUCUAAUGUGUUAAGGCUGUGCAAACAGCUCCGGAUAAGCUCUGUUUACACUGGCAGGACAGGUGGAAAUCUUUCUUUCAUGGCUUGUGCCAAAUCAACCACUCAUGCCAACAUAACUGUGUACUUAUCAUUCUUUUCUCAAUAUGUGUACUCUAGAAAUGCCAAAUUGUGAUUUUUUCUGGGUACUUUCCUGUCUGUUGAAGUGUCUUAUGCAUUGUUUCUGUGUCUGACCUAGAAGAAGAAAAGCUGGAAUUCUCCCCAGUUUGGAGGACUUGCUCUUCUACACAGUCGCAGAAGGUCAAGAGACAAUUCCUGCUCACAAAUUCCUCACGGUGAGUACUUUUAUUUUAUUUCCACCUGGUGGUUCUUUGUCUGUUUACUUUGGUUUGAUUCCUUUUUAAACUGUUUUUAAUCAGAUUUAUUUAAAUCAACUUUAACAGGCGCUUAAAGCCACUGGGCUUCGCUCAGGAGACCCCAGGCUGAAGGAGUGUAUGGACACCCUUAAAGAAACUCUGAAGAACACACCAGAUGGCGUUACGCUGGACAGGCACCUCUUCAAAAAGUAAAGCUCACCAUGACUCAUCUUGUUUUCUCUCCAUCAUAUGCACCAAUCAUGAGUGCUAUUUUCAUCUUGUUUACAAAAAACCGUUUCUCUUUUCAAACCUGAAAAGCAUUUCGUACACGACGCUGAUGACCAUAUUUUCACUGCAAAUUCAAACAGUCUGAGCUGUUUGAAUUUGAGUGCUGCAUUAAUGCAAAAAUAUGAGCAUCAAAGAGGACUUCAACAGCAGUUAUGUUUAAUAAAUACCAGAUCUUCAAGUCCUUAAAGCGGAAAGAUCUCCAUGACAGUUUCAGUGGAAUAAGAACAGAUUUGUAUUGUUGAUUUCUAUCACUGCAGCAGGAUUUGUAAUUGACCCACAUAGAGUCAGGGGCCAAAACUGCUAUCUGAUAGAAUCCCAGAAGAGAAAAUCUGAAUCACCUUGAGCACAUCUUCUUUCCUUUCCUUGUAAUGUUGUAAAGGGAGUAGAGUUUUGUCUACAGGAAAUUAAUCCCUCGGUGUUCAGUUUCACUUCCUGUUGUACGGAGGGUGCCACUCUAAAGGAAGUUUUGCUCUAUGAGUGUCAUGUUCAGGCUGCAGGAUUAAUUUGGGUUUUUUUGAGAGAUAUUGUUUCUUUUUAUGGCCCCAGCUCUUAAAAAAACAUCAGUAUAACAUGUCGCUGAAACCCUAGAUUAGCACUGACACUCUUUGGUUUCCUUCAGUCUCUGUUUUUUUUAAAUGGUCAUUAUUACUGUUUGAAAAGCAGCCGAUCAAUAAGUUAUGAUGAAAGUUCUUCAUCAGCAACUUUAUGAACAUUCAUUAAAGCUUGUCACACUUAAAAGUUGCAAACUUGGUUGACAAACUUUCCUUCAGUUGCAUGCAGUCACAGUGUUUGAGCAUGCUAUCUGUGGUUUAUUCAUCAGGUGUGUCCAGAGCAACAUUGUCCUGCUCACUCAAGCCUUCCGCAAGAAGUUCGUCAUCCCAGACUUCCAGUCCUUCACCUCCCAUAUUGAUGAGCUGUAUGAGAAUGCCAAAAAUCUCAAUGAAGGACAGGUGUGUCCUUACAUCCGUGACUGUUUAUUGUCAUUAUGAUUUUUUCAACCCUUUACAGGUUAGUUACCAGCAGACUGUGCUAACAGUCUGGUCUUUGAUUACACAGACAGGUUGGAGGCCAGAUUCAAGAGAAGAUCCACCUCAGGUCAUUGUGAAGGUGUAUGUUGGUGUUUCCAGUAGAUAUCAGUGCAGCUUCUCUGUGCUGUAUCAUGUUAUUUUAGCUGCCAGCUGCAGAAAUGUCUAGACAAUGAUAAUUUGAGAACAGCAAAGUCAUGAUUUUAAGAGACACCAUGGUGUUGAUUCCCAGAUGGUAUGAACCUUAAACAAUUGUGUUUUUAUGUUUCUUACUUUAAAAGAAAAUCAAAUGACCUUGUGAGUAAUCAAAGUGUUGUAUGGUGAUCUUCAUGACCCGAGGACAUGUAAAAAAACUCUAACAAUGCUUCCCUUCUUUGACGAAUCAAAAUGCCUAUUCAUGACUUUGGCAUUAGAUUUAGAAACCUGACAGUUGAUCCUAGCUCUCACUGCUCCUAUGUUAGCUCUAAGAACACUGCUCUAAGUGUUCUUAGAUGAGAUGUUAUACUCCAAAUUACCCCCCAGUGGUUUCUGAAUUUGAGUGAAAAGGAUUAGGUAAUGCUGGGAGACACUAUGUUUAGCAUCUUUUGCCAUCAGUGCAGAACGUAAUGUAAAUAAGCAGAGAUGAAUCAGAUGAUGAGAUAAAAAGCUGUUUCAAAUAAGACGAUAAGUAAGACCACAAAACUUGAUAGGAAACUGGGAACUCACAACAAGCACCAUGCUGUAAUUAAAAGCACAAAGUAAACAGAAAUCUUUUAUAACAUGAAUACCUGAGUGAGGAUUUUUGACUUUGGUUCUUUGAGUGUAUUGUCAGCAGUGUUAGUUUUCCUCUGAAGCCUGAGCCUCGGCAGACGUCAGCAGUGUAAGGCGACUCUCAUUCACAUGCCUCUCCUCUCUUUCAGGUUGCAGACUACAUUCCUCAGCUCGCCAAAUUCAGCCCCGACCUGUGGGCCAUCUCUGUGUGCACAGUGGACGGACAGAGGUGAGACAGAGGUUAAUGCAGGUUCUGGUAGAUACAGGGAUGUUUUGAUAUUUAAAAGUAUAAAAAGUAUGAAAGUCAUAGAGUUGGCUUUUUAAAGGCGGCUCUGUGCUGUGUGCGAGUUCGUCUCUCUGUCGGGUCGACGGUCUGUAAAUGGCCUCUGGUGGUUUUUCAACAAGGAAUGCUAACAAACCAGUUUUGAUUUAUUUUAACUGCUUAUCACAAACCAUUUAUCAUGUGUAUUCAUGUGAGCAAAACAUUCAGUUUAAAGAUGUUGGAUAAACUGCCCUGUUAGUUUAUAAGAUCUGUUUACUCAGAAGUGCCACAUGAUGAUAAAGAGCAGUUAAUUUCUCCAAGUUCUGAGCUGGACAGACUAAAAGAAACACCACUAAGAUUAGAUAUACCGUCACAGAUGCUCCGUCAGUGAGGCUUACAGUCCUGAAUGUGGUCGUGUUGGUUCAGCUCCACGUUUGAUUUAUUACUUUAUCACGUUCAGGUGUUUUUCCAGCCAAACUAGAACAAGAAGUCAAAUCCAAUGUUGUGAAAUGGUUUCAGUCUGUGUUUUGAUCAGCUUGUUCCCUGAUAGGUCGCUGUAAAAUUCCACAGGUGUGUAUAUAUUUACUCUGUUUGUGUAAGAGUGGAAGUCAUAAAGAUAACAUGGUUAUGAACAGAACAUGUGGUUCUGUUAUUGUGCUGUAACGCUCUGUCACUGAUGUUCUUUGUUUACACUGAUCCCUCACAUUGUAUCACAAACCCUCUAAUUUUGAGGUCACGUUUGGUUUCUUUUUUGAGCUUCAUCUCCUCCUACAACUGUUUCUUUUAAAUCUUUCCAGACACACAGUGGGAGACACCAAGGUGCCCUUCUGUUUGCAGUCGUGUGUCAAGCCUCUGAAGUACGCUGUGGCCGUUCAUGACUACGGUACAGAGUACGUCCACAGUUUCAUUGGGAAGGAGCCCAGUGGUCUGCGCUUUAACAAGUUAUUCCUGAAUGAUGAUGGUGAGUCUUUUUCAGUCGUUGUCUGUCUUCUUUUAACUUUUCAAACACUAAACCAGACUUUAUGAAUGUAUGAAUGACACCAGGAGUUGUGGCUGAUGCUCUCUGUAUCUCCGACUUCAGAUAUAGGAAUGGAUUGUUUACAUUAGUAGCACUAAAAAUUGUGCAUCAGUUGCCCCCACUGUCUGCUCUAUAUCAAGUUCUGGUUUACAAAGAUGAAAAUCAAGAAUAAAGAUAAAUGCAUAGAUUAGAAAAAAGUGGCCCCUGUAUGUAUUACUGCUUUGAUAUCACAAUAAUAUUGUGGUGCAGUCACAGCCAAGUCUCAGGAGAAGGUAAAAAACAACCCCCUAACUAUAUGUGGUGUUUUUUCCCGUGAGGUUCGUCUGCGCACACAGAGAGAUUAAUUUUCCCAUAAACUAAUGCAGAAUGAGUCAUGUAAAUACAUGCAAAUGUAUGGAAACACCACCUGCAUACAGAGAUGCUUUCUGCUCCGCAGUGCAGUUUGGAAAGCAUGAGGAGCAUAACUAAAUUAUCUGACGUCUUUUUAGUUCAUUUGCACUCAGGGUUACUGUGUGCAGAAAUCCCACAACCCUUUCUUGUGAAUCAGGACCUCAGUGACUUAAGCAAAAUGUGAGCAGAAGUCGUUGACUGUUUCUAGGAAGUCAGUAUUUCCUAUUUUUCCAGAGAACAUCACACGAAGGAAGCAGCGUUUGUAAUAUCAUGUUUCCUUCCUCUGUGUGCAAACUGCUGUGAACAACUUUGACAAUAUCAGCCACUGACUUUUAUACUCAGUGAGUUUUUAUUUGUCUGGCAAACAAGGGAGGGAAAAAAAACCCUGAGCUCAAUAGUCAUAAAAGAGGAAUGUGCUGUAUUUAGUGUUUGUUAUUGUAGUUUUCCCUUAAGUAGUUCUUCAAUUGUCCGCCUGGUUUUGUAUGCUCACACUCCUCUCAUUCGUGCUGGUCAGUCUGUCAGUACUGUCUCUACUCUGAGCUACUCAGCAGUACUUGUCAACCAUAUGGCUUAUGCUGCCUGCAAAGAGGGAGUUGAGAGUUCUGAGUGCCAAGGGAAUGACUCAGAUACUGGAGUCAGAAGUUUUUACAGCCGUGAGAGAGAAAAGAUGGUUACUUUAAACUAAGACAGCCUGUAUGCAGCAACAAAACACAUGAAUCAUACUACAUACAGUGAAUGCUUGGGUAAUACCUGUUGGAUAUGUGAACAUGAAGAUAGAAUGGUAAUGGUCAUUGAAGUCAUAGUUGUGGUUGGUUGUCAGAGGGAGGGACUGGAACUGUGUUGGAAAUCUGCUGCCAGGAAAGCCCUGUGUUGCAUAAGGAGAUCACUCAGCAGCGAGAGAAUGUAGGUGAUGUAAGUGUAAAUCUAUUUGACCACUUUUAGAGACCUGUGGGAGGAAGGCUUCCUUUAGCUGCCGGGUGAAAUUGUCCGGCAUUACUGGAACUAAGGAGGAUCACGUCAUGAGCGUGUCGUGGAAAUGUGAGGAAACAAUGAUCACAGUGUUAAAGAAGGUCAAAGUCACAUGACCCAAUCGGCUGAAAGAUGACUAACUAGGCUCCUAAUUUCUAAUUGGAAACAUUUCCGCUAUGAAACAAGCAAGUGCCCUUCCUUCAGCUGUAGUCAAUUAUUUAUUAAUAUGAGCUGCUUAAUGAUAUAGAUAAUCAUUCACCUGCACUCGCAUGUUUGGAUCUAGGUACAAAGCUCAGUUUGGUUCAAACUAUUGUGUGUGUGUGUGUAUAUAUAUAUAUAUAUAUAUAUAUAUUUCAAAUAAAUGGUGUGAGCUUGCCAAACUUGUUCUACGAUGGUCAUUUUGAGCAAACAUACUUUGCUUGAGUGUGUUUGUGUAUCUUUCUAAAAAGAGUUUCGCUACAGAAGUUUCUGCAUUUUCUGAAUUUUAGAGCACUGCACCGAUUUUAUCGACAGCUGAUGCUUUUCUUCUUCUGUCUUGUCAUAGCAGUGUGGAAGUUGUACGACUACAUAACAGGCAGGCACCAGUGAAAGCAACUGAGAAAAGUUGAUUUUUGAGAUAAAAUCGUUGUCGUGUCGUGUCAUGCAGAACUUGAUAGUGAUCGUGAAGAUGAUGCAUCAAGUUUGAUGUGUUUAACCCUUUAGUUGCAGCUUUCUUUGUUGCAGGUUCUACAGACGAUUGAUCUUGUUUUGAGUAUUUCUUUGGUUAUUCUUGGUGUAACCGAAACGCUCUGAAUCUGCCGACUUCACCGAUUUUUUUUUGAUGGAUGUAAAACUUUGCUGCUUGAUCCCGUUUCCAUAGUUAAGCCUCAGUGUCUCUUUAUAACAUUAAGCUUGUGAACCACGGGUGUCCCCUUUGUUUUCUUUCCAUGCAGAUUGUGCCAAACAUAAUGUACUGGCCCCGUUUCGUAUUCUACCUUCUUAACUAAUACUUGGUUUCAUGCCAUGAAACUUCCAGACAAAACCAGAUUAAACUGGAGUUUGUCCAUGUUUUAUUCUGGUGGUCAGAAGUCACUGUAGCUGUAUUUCUUCCCAUUUGUGUUCAGCCAGAUCUAGAUCCAGCAGGGUCCUUUGCUUGUGAACUGUGUCGACUUCUGUGUUGCUCUCUGAUGCAGUUUUAUCAGCUCUCUCUGGAUAAAUAAUUAAAUAUCUGAGUCAGAGACAGAAAACGUCAGCCACGACUGCUGCUGUUUUUACUCUCCAUAUUUAAGUGUGAUAGAUUUUGAUGAAGGACAACAGGUGGAGGAAUUUCUCCUGCUGCUAUCUCAUAUAUGCUUUACCGAGGUCACAGCUGUCUUUAGCCCGUCUGUGCUCUACAUGUAUUUGACUGAUUGAUCCGUCUGUAUGCACACCUCUCAGACGUACAGAAAUAUGAGCAAACAUUGACACUUUGAUCCUCUUCAGCGCACUAACUGAGCUCUUGUUGUCUUACAGAUAAGCCCCACAACCCCAUGGUGAAUGCUGGCGCUAUUGUUUGUACUUCACUGAUAAAGGUAAAAGCUGUUACACUUUCCCUCCCUUGUGUGUGUCUGUGUGUGUGUGUAUGUGUGUUUCAUGUCCUGACUGUGUGUCAUUUCCACUAAAACCCUAGUCAGAAAACCUCUCACAUGGUGGGUAUCACUGAGCUGCUUUAUCGAGUAGAUAACAGGAAGGUUGAAACAAAUAUAGGUGUCAGAUAAGAGGUGACUGUUGGACAACAGCCUAAUUAACCCAUUCAUAUCUGAACACAAUGAGCCCGCAGGAGAAGAGUCAUAAUGACUCAACAUCCUGUCAACACUUUGAGAAACUCUUGUCUUUAUAAAGUGGUUUAAACAUUAGACUCCUCAGGGUCUUCACAUCGGACUCUUGACUCAGCUGGAAUUCUUUCUAGGUCACUACCUUAGUCCACUACCGUGGGUCUUGUUGUGGUGAUUAAGACUUGUGCUAAUCCUUCCUGAGGGCACUUAGACCUCACGCUGUUCUCGGCCCUGCUGAAAAUAACCUGCACGUAGAGCUAGUCAAAUGCAGCUGCACGCAGACCGGCGUCACAAAGAGAGAUAGGAAGUCAGAUAGUUCCCUCGCCUGCCACAGCUCUCCAAACACGGCACCAGAGGUUGAUCUGACACAGUUUCAUUUUGACUCAGAGUGAAACAGAUUGACACUGAGUUGGAUUUCCUGGUGGUAAAUUGCUCAUCUCCUGUCAAACCAAACAAGCUGCAGCUCAGAAGAGGAUUCAUAACAAAUGGCAGAUUCAAACUGGCAUAUACGGCGUCUUUGUUGACAAGAUUUCAUACCAGCAGAGUCAGAUUUUUACCCCAGAGAAACUGUGAAAUAUCAAUCUUUAACAUCUCUUUUGGGGAUAUUUUCAGUUUUAGCUCAAAAAUGAUCUUCAGUUUCUAAAACAAGCAACAGCUGAAGCAAUGUACCCGAGUUUUUCCAAAGCACUUAUAAGCAAAUUAUAUUAUUAUAUAUGCAAAAAUAGAGCCAAGGGUUAAAAAUACCAGAAUUAUCCAGGAUGGAUGUCUUUACACAGUCCGUGUUAGCAAGUUAAUAACACACUCACGCAUUUGUUCGCACUCAACAUCUACCUUUAAGUACUUAGCAGCAGCUCAAAUGCUCCACAUGGUAACAGCACUCUACUGCAGAUGUUUGCUUCGUAACGUCUUUAAAAUUCGCUUUAUUUCCACUCGAUUGAGCCACAUUUUCAACCUCAAAUGAAGGGUUUUUUGAGGAUAUCCUCUGUAGUUAUUGUUGCACUCAUGAAAACAAAGUCUGCCAUCAAAGCUUGGAGCUGUGAUAAUAUUUUUAUACUUAAGAGGACAUUCACAGAGUAAUAAACCCACACAUGGUGCCAAGAUCCUCCUCCAAGUUUAAUGAAGCUGCUGUAGCAUGUGGCUCAUGUUAUCUUUAUAAAAUUUUGAAUCUCCUGUAUUUAUAAGCAGCGGACAACAGAGAAUAACAGUAGCUCUGUAAAAAAACCUCAAGCUCCCAAACCUGUGUGUUUUCAGUGUCUACAUGUUCAUUCCUUUUAUUCUUUAACUUUAUUUCUCGCCUUUUACUUCGUGCAUUAUCGCGACCUUGCAAACACAAACCUAUACACGCCUCAUUAAACCAUCCAAACACACAGUAACACAUUUCUGAGCAGCCCUCAUACAACAGCAGCAAACUGAUCUCCCAACACCUGAACUGGAGUCUGCGGUCACUGCAGUGCGUAAGCACGUCUCAUGACAGCAGGAGUAAAUAAGUGACAGCCUGGAGGCGAAAGUAGAGGCUUUUCUAAAUAGUAUUUAACAAAAACACCACAGUCAUCAUCACUGUAAACCAUUUGAUGAUGUUAAUUUUUAAGCGUAGUGCUUUAAAUGACCUCUCUGUUUGUUUUUUAGUUUCGUCUGUGCAGCUCCAGACAAAACUAAGACCAGGAUUUUCAUUUUUUAUCCUCUCAGCUUUUGUAAAUUUUCAGUUACAAUUGAAAGAAUCAGAAAAGAAAAAAAAAAAACAGUUGAGAUUAAAAGUAGAUCAUUGGCAAAGAUUACAGACAGAACUGAGUUGUCUGGGAAAACACAUUUGCACUUUCAGGUAGUGAGAUGAGAAGAUUGAUCAUGAGUCAUUUCAGUAAAGCUGCGCAGUCUUCCUCUUUACUGAUUAUGAUUAAGAUAUUUCAGAAAAGCUGGAGAUAGUAUCUUUAAAUUUCCCCUAAGGAUUUCUAUGGUCGUUUGUGUCCUCCUAUUUGUAAAUACAUUAAUUCAUAAUUUUAUUGAAAGAACGACAGAAUCUAUUAAAUCAGUGGAUGAUCUCUUCUUGCUUGCUAUAGUUUUUUUCUGCAGCUUCCCAGGAGACAUAUCAGUCCUCACCAAGACAUGGAGAUGCUCUGGUUUUGUUUUUUGGUACCAUAAAUGUUAUGAAUACAGGCUGCCUUAUGCUGUAUGAAGUAACAGAGCAGCCAUAGUAAGAGACUGAUGAAUAUGAGCUGCAACUUGCCUCAAAGGUUGAUGUUUCCAAUUGACCUUAGAAUAAAGCUAAACUAGCAGGUUGGUAAAGCUUCGUGACGCUUGUGCAAAAUUAACUCGACCUUUUUACUUCAUUUUCACUCAUAGAUAAGAGUAAUAUGAAUCUUCUCAUCUUACUCUCUGAUAGAAACCUUUUUUUUUUUUAUUACUGAGUAAUUUCUAAGCUCAGUAGAGAGAGGAGCUCUCUAUUUUGAAGAGAUUUUAUUUCUAGAAAUCCACUCGUUCUCAUACAGUGAGGUCCUUCCUCUCUCUGGAGCCUUUUUUUAAAACUGCACUGGUAUUUAUUUGUGUUGCAGACGGUACACGCUGUAGUGUGGGCAGUUUUGUGUGCUGUUUUCUAUUUCAUCACACAGCAAACCUGUUUCACUGCCCACGAAACACACAGAGUCACCUGUUAGAAACACAGACCGACAUAUUCACUGAGACAACAGUGUGUAAGUGUGUGUCUCCAUCUACUCAUCACUGCCAUCAGUGUCUCAAUGUGUUGUUUUUCUUCCUCUAUGAUGAAACACAAAUGUCACGCCGUUAAGUCAGGUUGCUCAGUUUUAAUUUUACAUCGGUGGGAAAACUAUGGGAUGGUUGCCGUGGCAAUAAGCCCCAAACUGUUGUUACAUGGUGCUUGAAGGCUACAUGUUGUUGCUGUUUUUGUAUGUUGUUGCAUAUUUUCCAGACUUAGGAACUGUGGGAAAUAGUGACUGCUGCUGCAGGUCAAAUGACGUUGGUAAUUUUUUCUUCCUUUUCCAUAUCUAUCUCCUCGCACUCUCCCAACCCCCCUGACCCCAACCCCUCUCUUUGUCCUCCAAUCAGCUCUGUAGAAACCCCAUAUAAUGACUCUUUAACACCUCCAUCUGUGUCACUUGCUCUUGCCUUUUUAUUAUUAGAACUCUUUUAAAUGUAAAGUUAAACGUUUCCUGUCACACUAUAAAAACCAUAAAUGUUCAGUAAUUUGUAAACUGAUGUCAUAGCACUUUUGAUGUGCAUGCGUGUCUAUUUUUCCUCUGCUGUGUUGUGUAAGUGGGAGAAGCAGCAUCAAUGAUCUUACAGUUUGACUCAUAGAUGUACGCUGAGCUAGAAGCUGUGAAUUUUAUCCUCAGAGGAGGACCUUUCCUUCCUUUUUUUCCUCCCCCCUCUUUGUUCUGUCUGACAGACUCUCUGCACAGAUGACACAUGUUGACCUAUUGUAGACACACAAAUUCAAACACACACAUGCACACACCUGCAUUAUGGUAACCCAUAAUACAAACCUGCCUGCACACACCCACAUCACUUCACAGUCGUGCAUUGUUUUUCUCUUUUGUAGAAGCAUACUCACAGUGAGGGUUGUUCAGUUUAAACAGGUAGUUUAUAAACUUGAAAUCAUACUGACCCCUGCAUUUGGAGUUUGUAAGCUGUAGCUGACUAUCUCUGGUAAUGCACAUGUCUACUAAACGCCACUUUUAACCCCAAAAGACUUGCUUCUUUGUGCCUAUUUGCAAACCAAUUCUUUUAACAAUUUGUAUCUACCUGUAUAAUUCCUGGAAAAGCUCAUGUGCCUUUUUUACAAUUGAUUUGUAAUCAAAUCUAUUCAUAUCUGCUAAUUCUGUAGUUCUAAUUCCUCAGCAGUAGCAUUUCCAAUUUAUUUCUUUUAUGAUGCUGUUCUCGUCCUCUGUAACGUGCACUUGUGAAUAAAGUUGUCUAACGACUAAUUCUUCUGCUCUUUCCACAGCAAGGUGCAAGCAAUGCAGAAAAAUUUGACUAUGUAAGUAUGCAACCUUAAGUCAACUCAGGGCUAGGACUGUGAUCUAGAUUUAGUUGUGACUGCUUCUGCCAGAGUUUAAAAAGAGUUAUUGAAGUGCUUGGACAGAAAAAGGUCUGCUAAAAAGUUGAAAAGUUAUUAUUUCUGUGUUGAUUUCACUUUUUUUUAUUUCCUCUGCUGUCAGAUUAUAAAGAUAAAAUUCUCUGUAGUGAAUUUGAGAUAAUUGAGCCAAUUGUUUUAUGAAUCAGCCUCUAAAAUGUCAAUAACUCUGAACAGUAAACCUCUCUUUGCUGCAGAGUGACUCACAAAACUUCACUGCUCUCUCCACAGGUCAUGAACUUUCUGAAAAACAUGGCGGGACAUGAGUACGUGGGUUUCAGCAACGCCACGUAAGUUCCUGCAAAGUAUGAGUUUGGUUUUGUAGAGCUCUCCUUCCAUUCAACAGAUGGGAAAAAACACCAGCACCACUCAUUAAGGCCAUUGUCAGACUAAAACUGAAACCAGACUAUAAGGCUCCAGAGAUCCCAACAACCAUCAAACCUUGAAGCUUUAUCUGCUCAGUGAAACAGCUGAAGAUAGUCAGAGGAUUUCUCAUUAUAAUAAUAAUAAAACUGAAAAGAAGCUAACAACAGCGGUGGUGCUAACAUUUAAAUGAUCAGGAGGACCCUUACCCCAGUGAAGCUGCAUUUAGUAGGGUGUUCGGAUAGUGAUUGCAGACUUUCUAAAGGCCAGAGGUGUGGAGUCUCCGUUAACGGUCGCUCUCUUGUGCAUGAUUUAUGACGACACCUCAUGCUAACAAUGUUCCUGGAGAAAGAGCAGGCGCUGGAGCUCAUGUUGCAGUAUCAUCACAUGUUAGCAUGAGAGCUCUGAUUGUACCGUACACAUGAGGGGUGGGGUGAAGGAAUUCCAUCACACAAGUGAAAACACACACAGACUCAAAGUGCAAAUGUUUCCUUCCUCGAUGUAAUGGGCGUGCUCUGUCCCUUCGUGUGUCAGAUUCCAGUCGGAGCGUGAGUCAGGGGACAGGAAUUUCGCCAUCGGCUACUACCUGAAAGAGAAAAAGGUUUGACCUUGGAUACGAGUCACUGCCGCCUUUGUUUUCUUCAGAAUAUUUAUGUUUCUUCACUCUGAAAAACUUUAAGGGCGAUUUCAUCACCGAAGUUACACAUUUACGAGAGGAGGAGGAGGAGGAGUUACAGACAGAGGCCCAUUAAAGAAACAGCAGCACUGUUUUUAAAUGUUUAUUUCAGUUUGAUCCCUACAAACUUUCACCGCCUUUGCUUAUACUUUAAAGAAGACAUGACUUAGACUGAAAACAGUGUCUGCCUCCUCCCUUUCAAGAAAUGCAGCAGUGUGAGACUGUAGAGUAGAUGAUUAACGACCAUCUUGGCACUUUGCAUGUUCUGAACUCUGUGUUUUUCCUCUGCAGUGUUUCCCAGAGGGGACAGACAUGACCUCCAUACUGGACUUUUACUUUCAGGUGAGUGCAGGGCUGAGUUUCUGAUUUAUUCAGUAUCAUCUCCUCUGAAUUUUUAAUAAGAGGUUUUGUUUUCCUGCUUUUUGCUGCCGUCCCCUGAGUGUUGAGAAUGUCAAAGAUCCGGUUUCUGCUUCUCAACUAGUUUUAAAAACACAUAUUCUGUUUUUGUCAAACUCCCUGCAUACAUGUUAAUGUGAAGAUUUAUCAUUCAGUGCUGUAAAAAGAGAAAUUGGACUGAGUGUCUCCUGUUUGACCUUCCAGCUGUGUUCCAUCGAGGUGACCUGCGAGAGUGCCAGCGUCAUGGCUGCUACCCUUGCAAACGGCGGUAUCUGCCCCAUCUCGGGUGAGCGUGUGCUGAGCCCGGAGGCGGUGAGGAACACCUUGAGUCUGAUGCACUCCUGCGGCAUGUACGACUUCUCAGGACAGUUUGCUUUCCAUGUAAGUAAACAGGCCUGAUCACAGAAAGACCAAUAUGAGGCAGUGGAGCGUGCAAGGGAGCGGCUGUAGACCCUGUUUUUAUUCAGAACGUUAAAUCAACAAACAUUCAACAAUUGUUUUUAAUAGCUUUAUCUCAUUUUCAUCUAAGAGGAGUUACAAUAGAUGCACUGACAUCAUGUGUGAGUCCUAAAAUCAGUCCUACAUCUUUGGUGCCAGAUUGAACGAAGCAGCUUUUGUUGGCUUCAUCGAUUUCUUUGUUUUCAUUGUUGAUUACAAUAUGAUUACACACUGCUACACUUGUGUUUUUGUAAACAUUCACCGAUGACAAGGACUGCUCUUGAAUGCUUCCUAUUUAUGCUGAGGCUGCCAAAUUCCCUCCUUAGUUUCAAUCAAACAAAACAAAACAAAACAGGUUAAACAAUGAAAGCAGACAAUGCACUCUGACAGCGCUCCUGCAUCACUGACACACAACCCGUCAUAGCUGCUUUAUAAAUGUGUUAAAAACAAACACAGGCCACUGAAGUAUUUGGCUUUAAUUUGAAUGAUUAUAUACCUCAAGCAGACCUGCUACAUAUGUGAAAAAAUGCUCACAUCUAGACUCUGCAUGCACUGAUUGAGGUGUAACUAGGUGUUCUGGGACAAGGACAGUAGUCCAAAUAUGUUGCUUAAACCAUUUUAACUUUAAGUGUGGGAUAAAAGUCAGACUUUGUAUUUGUCUUCAGUAGUAGGUUUACAAAUAGCUGGUGCAGAUUGGUCCUUUUUGUUUCUGUGACCUAGUUGGCUCACACUGAUUUACAGCAGUUGGCCAAAGCUCGCAGUAGGGUUGAUCAUAUUGGCCUUAACGAUGUUUGCCUCUGGGCUGGAGACCAAACUUGGUUUCAAGUCACUUAAAAGCAGGAAUUGUGUUACUAUCCGAGCUUUCUGGAGUUUAACAAUCAUAUAUCUGCAAAGUCUGAAUGCUGGAUUAAUAAUGUGAACUGGUUUAAAACCUGUCCAUGUCAUCCAAACAGCUUUACAUGUAUAACAAAUAAAAACCCAAACCUCAGCCGCUGCAUUUUAAUGGUGUUAUGUCACAUUGUUGCUGUGCCCCAGCAGACGUGUUUGUUGUGAUAACAUGGCACAUUUUAAUGAGACACAUUUUAUUAAAAGCAGAGUGAGCAGGCUGCGUGUGAAAAUAUCUCCCUACUUCAGCUUCUCAUGAAGCAGUCAGGUUUAAAAGCACCAGAGGCAGGAUCUACAGGGUGGUAAUAAAAUAUAAGGUGUGUCUUGUGAACUGUUUACCUUUCUAAAUGAUCUGUGUAAUUGCUUUAUAUUAACAUCAAUAACAGACAUAAAUGCUCAUAAAAGAGAAUUAUCUGAAUAACUCCAGCACCCACACUCUGCAGUGAAUCUUCUGUUUAAUAGUACCAGAUGACCUCAGAUAGAUCUCUCUAAUAAUGAAAUUUUAAGGUUUUAACUUGUUGACUUUUCUGUCUCAGCACAGAGAUGUCUCCAUACUGUUAGAGCCGAUACUCCCAGCUGAUCUUCUCUUAUGUAACCAUCCUGUUGUCUCUGUUGUAGGUUGGUCUGCCGGCCAAGUCUGGAGUAUCAGGAGGGAUCCUGCUGGUUGUACCUAAUGUGAUGGGUAUUAUGUGCUGGUCACCUCCACUGGACAAGCUGGGCAACUCCGUCAGAGGAAUACAGUUCUGCACGGUAAGUGAGGGUCAGAAGCAGAGGAGGAGAAGACUCCUGCAGACAACUCCUGCUGCUAGAAAAUAAUACACAGUUUUUCAAUAUUUUUCCAGUGAACACACUUGAUUUUGAAAGAGAAAUAAGCAUACCAUAGGCAAUAACUGGACUUUGACAUAAAUUUGAAUCUUUUUUAAUCAUGUAGAGGUCAACAUUAGGUUGUGACUGAACUUGUCCCUUCAAGUACAGACCUGUUUUACUCUGUUUGACAUCCUUCCUGAAAACACAAACAUCAUAAACACAAACACGUCUGACGGAAACAGAGUUAAUGAUCUGGGAUUGCGUAGGAGUGUCCUUGAGGUGCCGUUUAGAUUGGCUGACUCUCUUUUACUCAUGGUGACCCUGUGUGAUAAGUCAGAAAUGCCUGAUGAAUGAUUACCUUCAGGCCAGACCUGUAGACAGAGCUCAGACCACAUGACAGGGUGAAUGAAACUCCACAGGCCCCUUAAAAAGAGACAAAAGAGACACUGCAGCUUGUAUACUUAGUGAAGAUUUGAACUCCUUAAAUCAUCGGCCUCUUAACUUUUAAUCCCAGUAUCAACCAAACUUUAAAGAACAUUCAUGCUUUUAUUCUUCUGAUGUAUAAAUCUGUCUUUCUCUUUUGUUUCAGGACCUCGUGGAGCUUUUCAACUUCCACAAUUACGACAACCUGAGGCACUUUGCCAAGAAGCACGAUCCUCGCAGAGAGGGAGGGGACCAGAGGGUAAGGAAACACAACAUCAUGUUGUGAAAACAAAACUGUCAGGAGUGCACCCGUUGCCCUCAUCAGACACACUGACAUAACACCCUUUCUCCUUCAGUGUGGGUGUUAUUGAGGUUCCUGAUCUUCAGGUUGAGGAGCUUUAAAUACUGGAUAUUUUAGAGUUUCUGGAUUUUUCAAUCUUCUUUCUCUCUCUGUCUGUCGGUGCGCUGUUGUUGUGCUCUGUUUCUUUCUGGUUUGUUGCCUUUUUUCAGAAUAUGAAUAUUAUUGUUGGCACACGAAAUAAGAAACCAAAUUAACCUGAAUUGUUCAAAAGAAAUUUGUCCCCUAUCUAUCCACAAAUUUCUGAUGAAAGGCCUAAACGGAUAACAAAAUAAAACUCUAGUCAAAGUAAAUCUACUCUUUGAAGGUGUGUUCAGACCAAAAGCAAAAGGAUUUUUUCAGCUUUAUGGAAAUGAAGCCAAACUCUGCAUAAAUUUGCAUCAUGCAGCGAGCGCCUGUGAGUCUUAGGUUUGUCUGACUCCUUAUUGUUGCAUCAGAAAUGGUCAAUCUGAACUCCAUCCAGAAAAACAGGCUGUUAAAAGCUGUUACUGGUCUCGCAGACAGACCUGACAGAGCAGUUCUUCCUCUAAUGGAUCUGCUUCCUCAAUCACUUAUUUGAGCUUCCUGUCCGCCUGUUUAAUUGCAAUUAAAUUAAAGGAUCAGACGACAAAGGAAGUGCUAUUUAAAGUAAAACGUACUCACCAUUGAUGGAUGAUCAGGUGCUCCACAGUUGACACCAGUUGACACCAUCUUUGCUUUUGGUUUGAACACAGCUACACUAACAAACUCACAAACACUCACUCACUCACUCACUCACAUUCACUCAGAACGGGCGAGACUAAUUUUUCAUUCGUGUCGAUUGAAACAGCUGCACUCCUUCGGACCCAUGGAUUACGAGAGUCUCCAACAAGAGCUAGCUCUGAAAGCCCCUCUUUGGAAAAAGGUGUCCCCCACUGAGUCUCACCAGGACAGCUCCACCACAGUAGUCUAUAGGAUGGACAAUGCCGCCAAGUGAAAUAAACUCAGAGGAGACCUACCUGACCUUCCCCCUUCCUCACUCCUCACUCCUCACCCUCACUUCAUCUGAUCUCUCUCCCCGACCCUCACACCAACAACACCACCAGCUUCCCUCACCCUCGAGUAUUUAUACGUAAAUUAUGAAGAGGAUUAUUUAUUGCUUGUGAGAUUUGUGUGUUACUGUUCGGAUGGACUGGGGAACUACUUCUGUUUUUGUCUGUGAUGGAAAAUGGGAAGAGCUACUGCUUAUUUUUUUUAUUUCAUUUUAUUUCUUUUGCUUUGUUUUCCAGAUGAACUCGUAGCCUCGUCCUGUUUGUUGCCUUAGUUUGUGCAGGAUGUGACGUUCAGCAUAAGGUGGAGCUGCCGUUUUAUCACACCCACCUUUUAAUGCAGAAUCUUUCUUAAGAUGUAGGCUAAGGGUUGAUUUGAAUUUAACUUUAUUCUAAGUAACAACCAAAAAAAGUGUGUGUGUGCGUGUGUGUUUGCAUGAGUAGAGCUUCAGUAGAGCCAGAUUUAAGACUCACAGUCUUUAAAUGUACAUUCAGACUACUUUCCAGAAAUGAUUGCUAACUGUAGCUUACACUGAGACCUCAGACUCGAGCGACAUUAGUGCACAGGGUGGAUAUAAAGAAGCAGAGGAAGAGUUCUUGGAUGGAAAGUUUUGGGUCAGAGGAGAAUAUUGUUGACAUAGUAGGUAGCUGUAAAUGUCUGCACUGGAGUGCAGCAGUGUUACGUCGUGCAACAUGACCUAGUUUCUCAUUGAAGAGAGGAGCUCUGAUACCUGAAAGGAAAGGAAGUAACGCAGGUACUGUUCUUGUCAAAUGUACGAUUGGGAGAUAAACUGAAAACCAAACACUUGCAAAAGUUGAUAACCUAGUGGUGCGAAGUUUCUCAGCCUUAAAAUCUAGAGAGCUGACAGCAAACACUUAGUGGGAGCAGAGCCUUUCUUUGCACAAUAAAGCACCUUCUUUUUUAUAGGGGUUUAAACUCUGAAAGACUUUAUACCUGCCAAAGAAGGCAGGUAUCAAUACUUAGAUAAUACUAAGAUUAGCGGGAUCAUUUAGUGGAGGCACUCUACAUGCAACAUGAGCUGCAGGAGCUUCAAGAGCAAAUACUUUAUAUAAACAUUUGCUUUGAAACAGAGCCACUCAAAACAUUCAUUUUGGUGAUUUCAUUUUUGCAGAAGCUGCAAAUAUUAAUCAAAGGUAGAAUUUUUGAUAAGACAGCGUGAUAGUGUAGUUCUGCAGAGAAGCCCUGCUGCGUAGAUUUAAGAAAGCGUUUCAGGUUUGAAACAAAAGCAAAUAUUUGCUACAUGAAGAUUGUCUUGUGGCUCAUUGUUUUCAUAAUGUCUCAGAAAAUAACUAGAGUGUGUGUUUUUCUGUAUUAUGCAUCUCCAUCUGUUAUUUCUAAGAAUACUUAAACUAUAGUGUCAUUACUGCUUCCCCAAUGGCUUUUAAAACACAGAUUUUACUCUAGUGGGACUCAAACACAAAGUAAAGGCUGAGAAACAUUUUGCACUGUGUUGACUCUAAGUCUGAGACAGAAUAUUGAAUAGAAGAGCUGUGAAACAGAGCUACAGCUCACAUUUAACCUGUCAGUAUUCGUGCCUGGACCACUGUUGGGGCUGCUUCUUCUCUUCGCUUGUUGCUCCUGCAAUAUUUGAAGAAGGUUCGUUCAGCAGAGAGGUGAGACUACCAAAAAAACAAGUUUUCUUUGAGGCUCUCUGUGGACGACGUGUUGCAUCAGUCUGAGCUGCUGUUGAAUUUGGAUUAGUAAAAGUGUGUGUGUGUGUGUGUGUGUGUGUGUGUGCGUGUGGCUGGGUUUGCCAUGUUUGUGAAGGUUAGUAAAUAUACUCUGUGUGAUGUCAGCGAUAGACGGUUUGUGUAUAUUGCUGUAACUUCUGGUUAAAGCCCCUCUCAGUCUGUAGGGUCCGACCAGUCCUCACGUAACCUUUAACUCGUCUGCUGUGAUGAGGUGACGUCUGCAGGAGUUAUCUGCAGGGUCGACCGGCUGCAUUCCAAAACCACCUCUGUAUGUUUACGCGCUCUUGUUCAAAUAGGAUGCCUUAGUCUAAAAAAAUGAAGCUGCUCUCCGCAGAACCAGAGCUUUGUAAAUGUACGAAAAACUGAUCAGUGUAGCAAGAGGUUCAGAGCUUUAGAGGAUGUACAGAGCAGGUAGAGCUGGUUGUUUCAUCUUUUAAAAGAUUUAUAGUUUCUGCUCCAGAAUUACCAACAAAAUCAAGAGCUGGUAUAACCUGAUCUUGUGUGAUCUGAUUCACAACAUACGGUAAAUAAUUUCAUAUUCAGACCAAAAGCAGGAACAGAUUAAUAAAAAAGUUUGGUGAUAAGAAGUCACCUUAAAGUCAUGAGCUACCUGAGGAAGUUUUUAAAUGUUGUCAUUAAAUUCACAAAGUCUGAGAAGCUUUCAUCGAUAACUGAACAGUUUCCGGAUUUUUCUUUAAAACUUUCAAAAGUUUUAAACCAUGACAGCAGAUAUUAAACUUCGAUAACAACCACAAAGAAAAAGCUUGAGGGAAAAAAUCCCCGGUUGCAGCAGGGUUAAAUCUGAAAGAUUUUUAAUAUGAGAUUGUUCUUUGGCCUUUUUGUAAUGUUGCUGUUUGUAACUCAUCGUAUUCAAGCUGCUUACUGAUGCAACAUUUGAGGGAAAACAACCAUAUCAUUAAGACGGAGGAAAAUACCCAGCUCUAGCAGCAGAGGAAGGGACAUUUAUUCUAUUCACUGAUGCCCUUGGAUGGAAGAAAAACUCAAUACCACAGUAUAAAAAAAAGACUCGAUUUAAUGAUACCUCAAAUCCUUGAAUCCAAAAAUGUUCAUUACAGUAUGCACACACAGAUCAUUGAGUAUUGUCUGCAGGGUUCUCAGUGUUACUCUUCUUAUAAUGUUGUAUUAUAUGAAAAUAUCUUUCCCUUCAUCCUUCACUGUUCUUCUGAAUGUACAUAGGAUGGUGUAAAUAGCUGUUAGCUGUGCCUGUUUGGAUGGGAGUGAUCGUUUUCGUCAGCAGCAGACCAGAGUUUGUGUCGAUCGUUUUACUUCUGACGUUCCGACUUUAAAUAUCGUCACCUCCAGGAACUAGACUUACUUGCACAUGACUGUGAAGUCAGCUGAUGCCUUAGAUAUCCCUCUACUGCGACUGUAGUGAAUCUGUGAAAAUGUGUUAUUUAAUCAUGUGAAAGACUGUACAGGCUGCGUGUUGGUGUUUGGCACUGGGUUUGACUUGAGCUCAAUGUGACGGCUGCUGAGCCAUUAAUACUCUGUUCUGACUUUCUCAUGUUGUAUGAAGUUUAUUUUUUUGCUUUUAUUUUCUUUUUUAUUUCACAGAUUGUUGUCAGUGGUGUUUUCAUUUUUGUGUGGAGGUAUCAAGUAUUCAAAAGCCUCUGUUAUCAAGGACGUCGGUCUGGAGAGUUAGACCCGAGUCCUCAGCUCUGCUUGAGAGUGAAACGGGCUGAAGUGGAUCUUGUUGCGAUUAGUCUGAGAGUACUUUUGCUUUUUCAAGUUUUAAUCUGCUAGACAUGCAAACCUAUUUUUGACACAAUGAAUAGCUGACAUUUAUCAUGCUGUUUCUUAGUCGUUGGCAUUGCCCGUUGUGCAGUAAAGAAACGCUUGAGGGCUCCUCAGUAAUUUGAAGGGGAUAAGUUCAGGUUUGUGCACAUCUGAUGGAGGCGGUGAGGGUUAAACAGCCAACAGGACCUUGUGUUUUUAAAAAAUCUACUCAGUACACCUUAUCUUAAGUGUGUAUCAGAUAGUGUUAUUAUUGUAAGAGCACAUGUAAAGCUUGUGUUCUAGGCUGGUUUAAGGCUUCAGCAAAUCCUUAAACUCUUCAGUAUUUCUGUUACAAGAAGUUUUUAGCACCAAUUUGGAGACACUGAACUUGGUGUUUAAUGAACUCUACAUCACAUUGGUUAAUGUUCUUCAAGGCUAGUCUUCUUUAUUUCCGUUUUCCUGACCUCAAAACUCAAAAAGUGACUCACUCUUGGAUUAGAGACCGUGUACGAGCCUUUUCUUUGCUGCUACAAGAUCAUUCCUCCUCAUGGGCUCAAAAAUUCCAAAUUCAGAGGCUGCAUGUCGUCUUGACCAAACCAGAUCGGUGUCGACAAGAAUGAUAAUGAAUUAUCCGACGUGUUCCUCUUUGUUUCGGUAAACCAGAAAUCAAAGCAUGAUGGUUUUUUUGCAUGAGGAUAAAUAAUCUGUAUACUUGAAGUUUGUAAUCAGCACUCGCUCUGUACAAUCAAGCAGAAACAGAGGGGCUUUUGAAUGCUGUUACCAGUAUUUCCAUUGAAAUCAGCAGGUUUUUAUGGAUCAUGUAAAUGUUUUUUUGUUUCUUUAGGAAUUCUCAUCCUCCAUCUUGCAUGCAUAUUUUUGUAUAAUUUCAGAAACAUGUUGUUAAUCCCAUGUGAUUGUUAUGUUUUAAGUUCUUCUCCACAUGUCUUUAUUGAUGUUGAUUUGACUCUGAAUGUCCUGAACGGAAUAUGGAUUUAAAAGUGAUCACUACCAUUACAACUCACUGAGCUUGGAACUGGAUGCUUCUCUAAAAUUGUGGUCAGAUUUGAGACAUGAGUUUCAGCUUGAUUUGAAACUGUAAUUUAACAGUUAAAGGAUUCUGAAAAUUCACAAGUGAGGGGAUUGUUGUUAAACCCCCAAUAAAAACCACCCAAAACACCGAGCAGAUGAAGUCAUACAGCUCCAAGCUCAUGACUGUCAGAUUUCUUUGUUUUUCUUCGUCACAUGGUUGUUAUUCUGUCUGUAACGUCUCCAUGAACCUCAUGAUCUGCCCUGUCUGCCUGGAACAAACUGGUGUGACCUGUUAUUCCUCCACUAUUCUGAGCUGAUAGUGAAAGGGCAGACAUGACAGCGAAAGUGGUUAUAAGAAAUUUUUUAGCAUGUUUGUCCCUUGUACGAAAUUAAAUAAAAUAAUGUAAUCUUAUUCGCCUGUUCCCAUAACUGUUUUUUUACUGCACCCACUAUCUUUCAAGAGUUUAUACACUCUACUUUUUACAUAUGUCAUUAAAAAAAAGGUGCAUUUUUCCUUUUUUUUUUUUUUUUUUGUCAAAUACACUCAUAAGAUUCAAUCUGAAGAGUUUUCUUACAGCUAAAAGGAAAAUAUCUUAAACGAAACAGAAAAUAAACUUGAAAGCCGAUUAUUUGUUGCUCACCGACAGCUGGAACGCUCAUCGACGGUGCGCCUUCAUCACUGACCAAUCAAGAUGAAGGAGGGGCGGGACUUCAGACAGAAACUGCACAAACCUUUACGACGGAAACCCGCACGGACGAGGAAUUAAUUAGCGUUAUUGAUUAUAAUUCCAACUUUAGAGCUAAUGGCACGACACCAAUCAUGCGAUAUACUCUUUUUAAAAGUUAAAUAUAUAAUUUGAAGUGCCGUUUAAUCGAAUAAACAAGACUAGGCAACUUUAAACGCAUUUAACGGUCGAUGCUAAGGAGCGGAAGUGACAACAUUCGUAACCUAGCGAGAGUACGCAAAAACAGGUUUACGGAAUACGGGUCCCAAGGUCCAGAGUCAAAGUCUUAAAGGAUAUGCGAAGUUGUUUUGUGCUUCAUUCCUCCUUGUCAUGUUAUAUAACAGGACUGUCGGCAACAAGCUUUUCCGGUUUUACCGCAUUUUGCACCUCAAGCUAAAAGAAAUAAACUUUUCAGGUUGUUUUCCUGCAUGUAUGCUAACACAGGAACCCACUGAACUUAGUCCAACAAAGGACGAACACACCCUUAUUUAUAAUUUAGAUGAGAAGGAGCCCGGCUGUAACAUCACUUUGUUUUGUUUUGCUGCAUGAACUGAAGAACCUGCAUUACUGUAGCUCUACAUCUGUUUGUAUAGUCACUCAUUUUCCUCAUGCGCCAGUCUGUUACUAAAGCUUCAAACCCUCUUUUUUUAAUGUUUUCCUUCAGAUUUCAAUCUAUCUAGCCUGCUAUCAUUGGGAAAACCCCUGCUAAUGUAUUUCCAUGGGUUUUAAAACACUGUAUUUAAGCAGAGACUCUCUUACUGACCUGUAUCGGUGCGUAGAAACAGGUUAACGUCUGCUCUCAUGUCAUCACAUGUUCAGUAUUUCUGUUUUCAACUGCCCAAGUUUUGCUUGUAGGAAAUGAUUCAUUCCUGUUUGAUGGUAAGUCUUCAUGGAUGCAGGGGUCUCUGUGUUUUUGUGAUGAUACUUGUGUUACCGUGUGUUGGAUUGAUGUUUUAAUUGGGUAGUUGUAGCUCUGUGUGUCGUGGUAAUCGGCUGAAGGGGAUUCUGUUUGUUGACUAAAUGAUAACGAUUUCUCCAACUUCACAAGAAGACAAAACCAACACAGAGUUGAUCCUGAUAACAUCUUAAUGUGUGUCCUCUUCCUAUAGAAACCUAGGAGUAACUCAUUAUUGUGGCAUUUUUAUAGUCAUCAGAUAGUAUCUAACAAAUGCUCUGAUUGCUUCAGUUUGAGUGACUUUUACUAAACACUUUUUUUUGAGACUUCUUCAAACAUACCGGUAAAACUGCCUUGAAUAGAAACAAAUGUGUGUGGGAUUGUCUUGAGGUAUUAAUAGACUAUCAUGUGUUGGUUUUGUGGUUUUCUUGGUAUUACCCAAUCAUCCAUUAGUCUUAAAAUUCCACUCAAAUAUAACAACAAGAAGCAAAUACGACUGAAACUGAAUCCCCCUCAGUGCUGCUGAAAAAUUGAGUUUAAAAUGAAAAUGUGAAAGUCUAUAGUCCUACUGCAAAUGUUCUCUUUCUGUGUGUGUGUGUGUGUGUCUGUCUGCAGGUCAGGUCUGUUAUAAACCUGCUGUUUGCAGCCUACACAGGAGACGUGUCUGCACUGAGGAGGUGAGCACGUCACACUCAUUUCUUCUUCCAUUCGCUCACUGACAGUUUAACAAAUAAUUCAAUUCAGUAUCCUGCUCACUCAGACACUUAUCCUGUCUUAACCCUUCAGCUGAUCGACUGUAAACUCUGUGUUUGCAGGUUCGCACUGUCUUCUGUUGACAUGGAGCAGAAAGAUUACGACUCCAGGACGGCUCUCCAUGUGGCGUCUGCUGAAGGUAAAAUCAAACCUGCUCCGACUGUCUUAUAAUGUUUGACCCUUUACUUCAUACUGACUCCUGUGAUAUAUACUCCAGGCUCCGAGUAUCUAUAUGUCAGUUUAAAAAUAAUGUAACUCUGUCAUCUGAUUCCCCCUCUGUCACUAUGUCAGGACUCUUGGACUUUACUGUAGAAGUUUAUUUUUAUUCUGAACGUGCUCUUUCAGGACACACUGAGGUGGUGCGCUUUCUUCUGGAGGCCUGCAAGGUGAACCCCGUACCCACAGACAGGUGAGUCCAGACUGAGUUAAAGGGAUAAUCCGGAGUAAAAUUAAUUUAGGGUCAGACACACCGUAACACCGAGUUAGACCCCCCCGCCAGAGAUGAAUGUUGCCGACCGCUUGCUUCUCUAGUUAUACCAACUUUAGUAACGACCUCAGGAUAGCAAUACACAGCGGUCUGAGGAGCCAUAAACAAACCUCAACCAAAACGCCACCAAAGUUGAGAAAUCAGCUCUAAAGACCAGAAUCAUAUGAUGCACUCUGCUGUAAACAUGUUAAAUUCUACUGUAAAUGCUGACUUAAUCAGACUUAACUCUGGCUUUCGUUGCCUCCAGUGGACACAUGAAGAACUGCAUGUUUUUUCACUUUUACAUUGGUUUUGUUUUUCUGGACUGUAGGAUGCAACUUGUGGUUUGUUCAUAGACUGUAUGUAGAACAGACGCAGUCUGCCUCCUCGCUGGGUGAAGACAUUCCGAGAACAGCACCCUCUGGUGGCUGGCUGCAGUAUAGGUCAUAAAUCCCGCCUCCGCCAGCAAAGCUUAUGGGACUGUGGACAAACUUUAGAAAUUUAUUACACAGAACAUACAUUUUUCUCCCCCCUGCUUGGGACGUUGACAUGUAGUUACUGUCAGACUGGUUUGUGCUCAAGUCCUCUUUUUUUCUGUACUAUGGACGUACAAAGAUUGCGUAGCUCACCGGGGGUAUACGCUGUUUGAGCCGAGCGUCAUCACAGCGACUCUCGGCGACUCUCCCGUGGAAUGCCUACAACGCUACUGUGCAAUGUUGGUUUCAGGAAAUGGAGAAAAAACGCAGAAAUACUGAGAGCUUUUCGGCUUCUAAUCCGUAUACAGGCGGGAGGCGGAGCCAAGUUGUCCAUGGUAUAUACAGUCUAUGAAUUUGUUACCUUCAGUCUGUGCUUGUGGUGUAAUUUCUCUUCACUACUUUUCUUUACGUUUGUCCUCAUCAGUAUGUGGAGAACAGGAGGCUUUAUCUGCAGCCUGACUGCUUUGCAUAUUUCUAGUCUGUGAUGCAGCAGUGUGUUUUCUCCGCACAGAUGGGGGAACACGCCGAUGGAUGAAGCCGUGCAGUUCGGUCACCACGACGUUGUCACCAUCCUGCAGCAGUACCAAGACAAAUACAGCCCGGCGUCUGGAGCUGACGAGAAAGAGAGCGCUGAGAAGAGUCUGGACAGCCUGCUGUAAACCUGCAGUAUCUCUCUGUUUGUUAUCCCACAGUGGAGCCAUCGAGCGCUUCUCUGGAACUGAUCUGUACAUAUUUGACCAAACUGUCUGAAAUGUUGGGGGGAUUUUACUGCCUGCUGUUGCUUUGCUUUGUCGCUGUACAUCACCGCUCCGCUUCAUCGCUGUACUCCUCCUCUGUUGUACGUUUGAGUGAGCACCUUAUCAAUACCCUUCAAAGAAAUUAUACUCUAUAUGCUAUCUGUAAUACAUGUUUACAGUAAAAAAAUCAUGUAAUCUGUGGGGACUGUGUGUCACAUGGUGGUAUCCAGGAUGUAGACCGUAUCCAAGUGUGCUAGUUUAGUUACGUCACAGUUUUUAUGUUAUCCUCUGCCUGGUUAUAUUCGCAUAAUGGAAACUUCUGUUAGUUUAGUGCGUCAGUGAGGUGCGUGGACAUUAUGCUAUAAACUUUAUAAUGUGUCUCUGAUUGUGUAGAUGUGUAUACUCUCACAGGCUCUGCUGCAGUUUAACGCCUGUGCGACCUCCACGCUCACGCAUCUGUUCUCAAACUUUGCUUGCGAGGUCUUCAAGCAGGUUUUACAAAGCUUCACUUUUCAGGUGGGAAAAGUUUUUGACAGAUUGUACUCCAAAUGUAUUUUUCAGUGGAAAUAUUUGCAACAGAAGCAGAUUGUAUUUAUUCACAGAGACUUUUUAGAGCGUGAAACUCGUCUAUAUUGUGCUAGCUGAUGCUUCGGGACAAAUGCGAGCCGUUUCCUUUGGUUUCUGUCAUCAUAGUUACAUUUUUAUUUACAGGUUUUGUUAAAAAUAUAAUGUUGGAAAUGUUCAGCAUGCAGGGCCCAGUAAUCAAACCCAGUUUUCUCAGACUUUCGAACAGUGCCGCUCAAAAAUAAGUAAAGAAACUGGAUACAGUCGGGUUAUUUAAUUUUAAUUAUAAAAUAUGAUAUCCAGACUUUUUAGUCGGAUUCAUCCAAAAAGUUAAAAUCAUCCUAUUCCAGCAGAGGGCUGGAUUACAGGACAGAACAUGAUAAAACAUGUAAAAGUGGUCACCAGUUUGAAGGUUUUUAAAUAUUGUACCCUUGAAUACUAAAUUGAUACGAUGAUCAAGUUAAUCCUAAAGAAUUUACAGGGUGUAAAAGGCCAACCCAAUAAUAAAAAUGUUUUUGACCACUAUGUUAAAGGUGGGGUAGGCAGGAAUCUGUUAAAGAAACAACUUUUUUUGUGGUGUAUUUACAAAAAGCUUUUAAUAUCAGUCAAUAGUUAUCAGUUAUUGAUGACAUUUGGGAAUAUUGUGGUAUCACUGUGUUCUGUUAUGUCUGUGUAGUCAACAUUUUAACAUUUUGAGCGCUCCGCUCAUUCUGACUGUAAACAAAGCCAUUCCCCGCCUCCCCUGACCUGAUUGGUUGUGAGGCAGACGCUGCUCCCCCGUGUCGUUCAGGAACCCAAACAAAGUUAGCGUGCUACAAUAUCGGACAGUAGAAACCAACCAGAAAGUUCGGAAAAUUGUCUGAAUCCUCCUUUGGCCACGACUGCCAACACAAGCAAGAAAACGAAGUAAAUAGCGGACCAGGGGUGGGCAAUCAUCACUCCACCAGGUGAUUUCACUGAUUGGUCCUUGCUCUCUGAUUGGAGGUAAAUCAGUGAAAUCACCUGGUGGAGUUUUGGGUUGGAAAGAAAACCUGCAGCCUCUCGGCCCUCCAUGGCACUUGAUUGCCCACCCCUGCCAGAGACCCUGUAACCUUUCUGCUGGACAGGUAAACCGCUUUAACAAAGUAAGACAAGUGUCUGUAACAGAAGUGUUUCUUGUCAAACGGACCUGCUGUAGCGUGUUGUAGCGCCAUCGCUAAACUGUCCUCCCUCGGGUCCUGGACUAUGCCACUUUAUCCUAGUUGUAGAAGUCCUGCAAACAUUGUGUUUGCUGGUAGUCUGUUGGCGUCUAAUGUAGCACCAAUGCUUUUGACUUUCACCUUGACUGGGCCCCAUUUGUAAUGAUCUAAUUUAAUUGGAACGAUACGAGCGAGCAGGAGCGUCUGUUUGUGGGCGGGGCUUGCUGGAGCAGAGAGGGAGGGGAGAGGAGGAGCUGAGGGGAAAACUGGUUUGGAGGGGUAGAGUUUACAUUCAAGAUUUCUCCUAAAAACUGGAACUUCUUGAGAUCCUGCCUACCCCACCUUUAAGGUAAAUUAGAAAAACAGAGUCAGGGUUAGCAGAGGGUCCACUUCAGCCCCUCAGACCCCGGGUCCAGGACAACUGACCCGGUCGCCCGUAUUUGGUAAAGGCCUUUUUGCUUUUGCAUAGUUAUCCAUUAAAGAGCAGCAUAAUAAACCAUAAAUAAAGUAUAUAAUUUAAAAUAACUGCAAAGAAAGUCCACAGGGGGCGCCAAAAUUCACUCUAUAGAGUAUGAAGUGCAUAACAGAUUUGGCAUUUUCAAAUCUGGUUUAUUUUCACCUCCAUAAAAAACAUUUUUCCCACAAAUGAUUUCCAAUCUCAUGUCAGGGACCGUAAUUCAGUCAAUCUAUCAGAUAAAUAUGUCACUUAAAACCAAGAGAAACAGUGUAUAUGAACAUUGUCCCCUAUCAGCUGAGUUUAUAUCUUAAUUUUCCCUCUCCAGAAUAAUCCAACAGCACAAAGAAAAUGUAUGACAGCAGCCCUGGACUUGUGCAAUAAUUCCCUUUACUCCAGAGAUGUGUCUCUGAAUGUAUUUCCACACAGAUCUAAUCCAAAGCAAAAAUGAAGAAUGUAACGUGUAUUUUCUCCUGUGUUUAGUAAAAAAUAAUAAGUCUAUGUCCUGAAUAUAGAUAAUUUAUCAUAGAUGUAGCUGUAACUAAAAGUUGAUCCACUAUAAGGUGUGAAGUUUUGCUGAAAUUUUCCAAAAGUGUGAGUUUCUCAUCGGUCACUGUUUCAUUUCUCCUGUUUUCUCAGCCCCAGUUUAUGCUUCAUGUUUAAUAAUUUAAUCUCUGCACUUUUUUUUUUUUUUUACUGCAUGCAUCAAAAAGAGUCAGUCUAAGAAUUCAGGGACAGUCGCCGACUUCAUGAUGGACCAAAGAUGCAAACUGGAUGAGUCACUCCUUUGCUAUCUGCACUUCUUACGGCCUCCAUGUUGUUUGUAAUCAGAAGGUUGGUGUCAAAUGUGUGUUUGCUUUAAAACCACCAGCUGUUCGAGGUAAAGAUAACCUAAUCUCAAACUUUUGCUUUAGGGUUAAAAAAGAUAAAGAAAAAACAAACACUAUAAAGAAGAGGUCAUAACUAAAGCAAACUUUGCUGUCAGACAAUAACAAUCUCUAAUGUGCAAGUUUUGUUGUGUUCUGUAUUUGAGGCAAUAUUUUACUAAAUAAACUCAAAUAAACAAAAACAGAGACAUGUCUGCUGUUCCUUUAAAUCAUAACAUGGUUGUUGUUGUAAUGUUCACUUUAGAUCGGUCUGUUUGUGCGCUGAUGUGACAGCGGGGGUCACAAAUCUGGCACCUAAAGACUGAAAAGUUUGGAAACCCUGAAGACAAAUGAGAAGGUUUCUUAUUAUGAAAAAUAACUUUUAUUUAAAGUUUGGUUGUGACACGAUUUCAUAGAUGAGCAGUAGAAAAAUUGGUUCAACACAGAAGACUCAGAGCUGCUUUUACAAAAAUAUAAAACAAAUUAUUAAGUAUGAUUAAAACCCUUUUUAUACUGCAAAACCAUCCUGCAGAACUGUCAUACCGGUGCUUCACACAGACUGAGACACACUUUGACAUCUCUGUGACCUCCUCAGACUGCAGCACAGCAGAAAUAUUAACACCGAGAGAGGAUAAAUAUCAGGUCAAUAUGAAAAAGGCUUCAGAGAGACGAGAGGAGCAGCAUUUACAGAGAUCAGGAGUUCAUGUCUCAUGUUUAUGACAUGAUGUUAGGCACUGAACUUUCUCCAACACACAUUCAGAAUUCACUGAAACAAAACUGAUAUAAAAUUUAAAUUAGUCUCUAUGAUACAAACGAAAAACCACAAAGCAGUUUGAGUUAAUGAACUUCCUCCAGCAGUCCCUCAGUCGUCCACGAUGCUCAGCAGGCCGUUCAGCGUCAGACUGCAGGCCAGCUCUUCCUCUUUGCCCGCCGAAAUCUGGCGCUGUAAUUCCCUCAGCCGCCAUGUCAACGAUACGGGCGGGGUUUUAGGCCAGUCUGCUCUCUCCGACAGAUCAUCAUCAUCGUCAUCCUCAGGCUCUGGCUGCUGGAGGAGCAAAAUGAUAAAAACUUAUGAUUGCUGGAAUUCUAGGUCACAGCAUUUAGAUAUUAUUGAUUAUGAAUUACUGUCGUCUGCAGCUGAGUAAAUAAAAUCACAUCAGGGUGAUCACUUCAGAAUCACGUAGAAUUCAUUUUCUUGUAUCUUCAUUUUUAUGCAGAGAAAGUUACAGACAGUAACUCCAGUUUUCAACUUCACGAAGACAACAGGUGCACUGAGUGGGCUGUGGGUUACCUGUGUGGGUGUGGAGUCUUGAGUUCUGGAUGUGGACAGGUGUCUUAUGGUGGGCAUGGUCAGCAGGGUGGAAGACGGGAUGAAGAGCGGUGUGGAUAAUUGUUCCACAGGGUCUCCAUCCAGCCAACGCUGAAGCUGCUCCAUACUUCUGUGGACAGAGUUAAAGUUUUGAUUCGAUUACAGACAUAAAAGUUCCUGGACUGAUGUAAGUUAAGUCCUCUCUUGCUGACAGUCUCCACAUGUAACAGGAUGCACGGCACGUGAGCAGCUGCAGCCAAACUCAGCAACAUUUCCCGGCUAAAUUAAACUCAGCUGAGUCUCUACAAACUCUGGGAAGUCUCCUCACCAUCACAUCCUCAACACUUAUUUUAGGAGACCACUGACCGGCUGUUUGUCACAGAUGACCUUAAACUAUGAAACUAAAAUAGGUUCCAGUCCUUUCAUUCAUGAUUGAUCAGAGACAAACUUCUCUUUUUCUGCUUUUUCUGUUUCCUUUAAAGGUUCAAUCAUGAACUUCUGAUGCGACUAAACGUCUUUAAGUUCUGUCUGUACCUUUUGCUCUCUGCCGUCUCCUCCUUUAAGCUCUUCCGGAAUCUGUGGACCUUCAGCUCCUGUGAUGACGGGGUGUGUGUGAUGUCCAGCGGGGUCAUCGAGUCCUCCCGAGGGCCCGGAAAACUGUGGAACAAAUUCUUCCUCAGAGACAGACUGGAGGGGGGAGAGUAGGCGGCUGCGCUCGCUCUGGAGACGAAGAGAAAACGUAAGAAAGAGUUUUAAUAUGACUAAGUUUUUUAAAAGGUCUGAAAACCACAAACACCUCCAGAGAUGACAAGUCCGACCUCAUCUCUUAGUACUGAACGUCACUUUGAAAGUGAACAGUGUGAUGUAGAUUUGUGUUUCUAGUUCAGGAGGAAUUCCCCCGAGUUUGAAGAUGAGUUAAGAGGCGUCGGUAUGAAACUCGAUGAGAAACUAGUUUAAGAAGAUCAGUCUAGACAUCUGUAAAGACUGACUUGACUAUCUCAUCUCAACACUUGUCUGGUUUUGGUUUUAUUUUAUAUUUUCUACGCUUUCUCAUAAAAAUGUCCUUAAAAUAAACUCAUUUACUCCUAAGAUAUCUGCUUUGCUACAUUAGAGAAGACGCUGCUUGACUGAAGAAUUAAAACUGCAAACUGAACUGAGUUAAUCAUUUCUACUAAUUUAAGGUUUUUCUUACUCCUCCCUCUCCUGGUGUUUCUCUCUGUGGGUUCGUCGGACCGCCUGGGUCCACUCUUCAGGAGGUUGGAAACGGUUCAAAGACUCUGUUUGGAAGUAAACCAGGACCUCUCCGUGCUCUGUUACUGCAUCUACAACAAGAAAACAAAACAAACAUUUACAUUUUAAAGCCGAACACCGUCUGUAGUCCAGAUCAGUGUCAGUUUGACCCGCAGAGUCCUCACCCUCACAGACUGGCGGUCUGGGAAAGUGCCAGUCCUUCAGUUUGUGGUCGAUGCAAAUCACCAGCACGUCGUCCCAGGGGAUAUUAAUGGAUCCAGGGGUUUGGUGACCCUUCAGCCUGACCCUUUCCAGAAGGUUCUCCAGGCGGGACAUCAGGAGGGGCUGACUGCGGGGGGAGACGGGAACCUGAGCAGUGUAGAGGAAGAUGGAGGAGCAGAUCUCAGACCAGGAAUCUGGAGAGAGAAGAAGAGACGAUUAAAGAGUGAGAAGAGGUUCAUGAUUAUUUUUAACCAGCCUGCUGUUUGUUAUUAUACCCUCCUUCAGAACCAGCUAUGUUUGACUUCCCAACCGGGUCUCCUGUUCAUUCACUCCCUGACGUCUGUGUCACUGACCUGCAGCAGACGGCGUCUCCCACUGCGGCAGCUGCAGGCUGAGGAUGGCGUCACGCAGCCAGCUGAGGUGCGGUGCAGAGUUCCAGCACAGAUGAGGCACGAAGUCUCUGUUUUCCGGCAGGCAGAACUCACAUGGCGGCCACGAUAGCCUGCUGAGCUCCUGAGACGACACUCUGUCUGCGACGUGAGCCAGGACGGCGUUGUACAGCUGGAUGACCGGCGCAGGUUCCUGAGGGGGGAGGUGCGCGGCGGCUCGCUCCUGCCGCUGGGCGAAAACUCUGGGACCGAACUCCCGACUCAGGCUGGCCUCGACGAGCUGCACCAGGGACUGACAGGAGAGGGGGAAGAGUGGGGGGGCUCGAGCCAGCAGCCAACGGACGGCACGGCUGAGCUGAGGACAGAAGGAGGUCAGAGGAAGGAGGUCAGAGAGAGUUCAUAUGAGAAAUAUUUGACAACUUCUAAACAGUAAAUGAAGAGCAGACUUCCCACAGCCCUUCACAGAUUUAUUGAUCUAUUAACCAUGAUCACUGAGGACCAGAGAGAAGUGUCUCUCUUUACUCUCUGAAUGUUUUAUCUGAAUCUAUUUGAAGUGCUGAGAUAAAAUAAUUCAGAGGAGAGCGAGCGGAGAGAGUAGAGACCAGAAUGAAGCUCAAAUAUGAACUCUGGAUUCUUCGCUUGUUUGUAAAAGUUUUAAAUGUUUGACAGAGACGACGGGGUUUUCUGAGGUGUAAGUGUCACUGCAUGGAAAUGUAAAGGUACCUGUCUGGAUCCCUGAAGGUCACUGGUGGUCUCUGGUAUGAAGAUGAACGUGUACUCUGAGAUCACGCCUUCUUCUACGAGCGUGUGAAGCAUCAGGGCUGAGGGACAAACAGAGAUUUUACGUUUAUACACCAAACUUUAAAACUUUAAAACUCAGAUAUCUAAACCGCAGCUUUCUUUACCUUCCUCCAGUUUCUGAGUGUGUCCGUCGCCUCUGUCGGGUCCAGGCACCAGUAUGACCAGAGGCAGCGGGCAGUGCCAUGUGCUGACCUGCUGAAGCUGUUUGAGCUGCAGCAGAGCAGACAGCAGAGGGACAUCCUGCUCGUCCUGACCGGGGUCCAUGACGGGGAUGGCGGGGAGCAGCGUGAUCAGAGCUCCUGCCCCGUGCAGCUCGCAGCACUCCUCCACUUUGGAGAGACAGUCUUCGCUCAGAGGACCUCGAGACGCCUGGAGGACAGAGUGAUAACGUCAGAUUCGUCUUUUCAUGAUACUGACAGCAAACAUCUCUAGAGGCUGCAGCGUGAUCCCACCUUGACGCUGAUGUGGACUUUGUGCGUUUGUUGGUCGUGAUCCUGGAGUGUGUUCAUGACACAGAGGGUCUGCAGGGCGUCGCCUGGCUGCUCCUCGCCGGUCUCUGACAUCUUCCCUCCGCUGAGCUUCACCUCCAGCCAAUCUGACAGGAUCCUGUGGACGACAGACAGAAGAUGACUCACUCUUUCCAAAAGGAGAGGAUGAUUGAUAAAACGUUAACGCUGCUCACCUGUCGGCCUCGCUGGCGACACUCUCGUGAUCACUCGGCAGGAGGAGAACGGCUUUCCAGAAGAUGCGUUCUGGUGGGUUUGGGAUGUUUUGUGUCACCAGGGCUGGCAGGUCGAGUGGCGCCCAAACUGCCUCACUGAGUGGGAAAAAAAACAGCAUCAAAACUUUGUUCUUCCUUUGAGAUGAAACACCGUCUCAUGAAAACAGACUGUGGUGUCUUACUCCUGCAGCAGCUGGUAGAAGUAGUGGACUCUCAUCUGGUGGAUCGCUUCUUGCCUCGUUUUCAACAACCUGCAGAAAAUACAGACAGACAUGUUUGAUACUCGAUCCUAUCUUGAAUAAAUCUUCAUGUUCACUCAGAUCGAACCGUGACAAAGAUGGAGAUACCUGGUGCUGGAGAUAGCCAGGGUGCCGGCGUUGCCCAGGUUGACGACACCGCGGACCAGAUCGGCCAUAGAGGGCUUUGCAGGGGCACUGGGGGCCAGAGCCUUGAGUUUGAACUGAGGGUCCACAAAGCAGGGAGCGGCAGGGAAACCCCGCAUCUGUCUCUUCAGCUGACGACGAACCGCCACCACGUCUCGCCACCUUUGGAGAAGAAAAGGUUAAAUCUAAAGAGGACACGUAAACAGAGUAAACAUGAUAAUUCUCAGACUUUCCUGUUUUACUUUUCUCACCUCUUGAUGUAUUUGUGGAUGCGCUGCAGCUCGACCUCCAGGAUGUCUUCCACCAACAGAGAAAUGUCUGCACUCAAAGUCUCCUCCACCAGACUGCUGCAGACCUCCUCGGUGCAUUUAGCCACACGGUCUGCUUUCUCGUUCACUGCUUGUCUGAAAACAAGAAGAACAUCUGAAGUCAGUGAAACUCUUUAAGACCACUCUAUUAUAAAGAACUUUGACUCCCUGGGUUAUUCAUAUUAGACCAGACUAGACUUGGGGUUGAGUUUGAGAGUCUUACUGGAUCUCAGAGGAGGAGGUCUCCUUGAUGGUCUCAUCCAGGACUUCAUGGAUGAGCUCUGUGCAGAGAGAGGAGCUGUACUGAAGCAGGAAGGCCUCGUGCUCAUGUCUCCUCCUACAACAAGACAAAGAAAAAGAAACAAGAAGUGAGUUUGGUUGGUGAGUCGUUUGUCUGUUAUUAAAUCUGGAUUAUAAAAAUGUUCAAGCAAAAUAAUCCAGACUAACCUGGCUUCUUCAAGCUUUCGUUUCUCUUCGGCCACGUGCUCCUCCUCCUGCUUGAUCUCUGCGGAGGACAUCUCCUGCAGCAUCUGCUCCAUCACCUCACCCACCAGAGACUCCACCUGCACACUGCUCUCCCUGCAAAAGAAGAGGAGGUGAAAGGACUGCCAGAGUUUGCUUUCGUUCAUGCUAACUCCUGCCACUGUCCUGUUUCUGUGAACUUCAUAACUCAGGUGUGCAAAAAAAAGGAAAAAGGAAAAAAAGGGGAACAUGAAAUAAACUCGGGGAUACUCUCAUGAAAUGAAGGUGAGGCUUGGAUCUUACACAAGAGCUGUUGUGGCAUAGCUGGCACCGGCGUCGGCAACCUCCCUCGCUCCUGCUGCAACCACCUCUUCAAUCACGCAGUCCAGCACGGCCAUGAUGUCCUGAGAGAGGAGAACAAGAGCUGCUCAGUGACUGUCGAGUGAGAGCUUGGAGAAAAGUUCAGUUAGUCAACGCUUUUGACUUCUUUUUAAGUUAUGUGUUUCAUAAAAUGUGAUCAAACAUUAAAACUGAUGAACUUCUGCUUCUUCUAGACUCAUCUGUGGUUGGUCCAGUUUGAGGAUGGUACGGUUAUUCUCAUAGUUCUUCAGACAGCGAUAAAAACACAGAUCAGGGUAAAAGGAGAUGUUGCUCACCUCAUUGUUGUACACAGGCUUCGGUUUGGGUGGAGGUGAUGGAGGUUUGACAGGCUGAGGUUGAGCUAUUGGCUGGAAAAGCUGCUGAGUGUCUGCUGGUCGUGCCGGGCUGUGGUAAGGUUGGUUCUGCUCUCCAGUCUCAUCUGUAACAGCAGGAGGUAACCCAAACGCAGAGGGCAGGUCCGAACCCUGAGCCGGCGUGAUCUGUGUCACUAACUCUACGCUGGGAGGAGUUUUAACUUCCAACGCUGGAGCGAGAGCUGAGGAGAUAAAGAGAGGACGGUUCUGGUUCUGCACUGAGAGAAUAAAACCCAGAACUUAGAGAAAUGGACCCAGUACCUCUAAACUGGCUGGUAGCGGGCUCAGCCUGGGGGCCCUCACCACGAUACUUGUUAUUGGAGUCGAAGCUGAGGACGGGGGUGUGCAGAGGAGGACUCGGGAGGGGGCCUCCGUUCACCACCUCUCCAAUCAGCACGUUUUUCUUCGCCAGGAUGACCUCCGACUUCUUCUGGGACAGAGGCAGGUCUGGCUCCUGAUAGGACGUGCGGCUCAGCUCCACCAUACUGUGAACGAAGCGGUUUGAACAUUUAUAACAGAGAAGAAAAAAAAUCAUCUCCAGUCAGAAAUUCUUCUUCUUCUUCAUCAACUAAAUGUUCUCAGGUUUGUAUCGAUCAGACUACCAGCAGUUACUCACCCAUCGAGGACGUUGAGGCCGUACUGCUGGAUGAAGUCAGUCGCCUCUUCGGCGUUCUGAAACAUCAACAUUCGCACCACGUCGUCGACUGGGAACGCAGUCGAGCGUGGACCGAUGGUGUGCGCCAUGUUCAAGGUCUUCAAGGCCUUCGUUCUGACCUGCACACAAACACAAACACCAACAUUUCAGUCUUGACCUGCUCUGUUGGAUCAUAUUUCCACAUAUUGUUCACACAGUAGUUUAGUUACAACAGCUGUCCGUGUUUUUAACAUGUUUGAGAACACAUCAUGCUCUAUUAAGAGGGUUUUUCAUCAGUUACUAACCUGGUUGAAGUAUCUGUGUAGGAGACAGCUGGCGAGGUAUGAAGCACCUUUUACCAGCUUGAAGAAGCGCACAAAGUUGUUGCUGUUGACGGCGGUGAACGCCUGCACGGCAAACUUCACCUCGGGGGACCUACGCACCUCGUCUCGAAACUGCUGAACUUCACUGCAAGGACAAGAAAACAACAUUCACACCUUAAACAUGUGACAGUAUUUUAACCAACAUAUUGAAUCAUGUGUGUUUAAGUUGACCGACCGUAGGAUGUCACCGUCGUUGAGUUUGAGCAGCACGUUGUACUGACGAAACUCCGCCUCUCUGGUGCAGUAGACCUGGUCGGCGGCCAAGUCCUGGUACAUUUCUUUGAGGCUCUGAAGACACUUGGUCAUGUUCUCGUUGUUGAUCUUUGCGUCGAAAGACGACAUGUGCUCCUCGCAGAGGUGGUGAGCGCAGUGCACGUGGAAGCGCGUGCACUUUUCAAUCAGCGACACGGUGUCGGGGCAGCAGAGGUGCUGCUGGGUGAUGUCCUGUGGGCGUGGAUCAGAGGAGAUUUUUACAAAAGUGAACUUACAGUCAAACUUCAGCAGCUCUUAAAAUGAAAUGUAGCGCAAUAUUUAGGGAAUUAAAACAAUGAAAUAUGUUUGUACAGUCGUUCUUAAUCCAGCAGGUAGAUUCAACUCAUGCGAGACAAUCAAAUCAACAACGUGGACACUCCUCAGCUCCUCCAAUAAUUACCUUACGGAUCCCCCUGGUCCUGUUCCAGACAAAGUCGUACCACUCUCUGUAGUUGUCCUCUCCCUGAUCCAUGAUCUGAGUCACCAGAUAAUCCAUAGUCAUGCUCAGUAUGGGCAGAGGGCGCAACUCAUGAGGCAGGGGCUCCUCCUGGUCGGCUGAUGAUCGACUGUACUCCUUGAUGGCUGCUUUGUGAUCCACCUAAGAAAGACCAAGAUACCAUCCUCAUACCAGUAUCCUACAAAUGCAGCUAUACAGUCAAACACAAUAGUAUCCUGUAUCCUUCAGCGUGAACGCAUUAUUACCGUUUCAGUGUCAGGGGUGACCUCAAAUAAGCUCAGCUGUUUCCGUGUCUCCCUCAUGUACCGCUCCUUCUCUGGACACAUGUCAGGACACGUCCCCACAAACACCUUGGACAGGACCAGGUCUGUCCUCUUGGGCCGACCUGUUCGGAUGUAAAACACUCACAGUUAAAAGUGUCUCUCAUGUUUGGAGGUGUUGGUUAAAGCAGAUUGACACCAGUCUGAGAGGCGGCUUAACCUUGACGGAGGAUCUUGUCUCUCUGCUCCAAGAAGCGGUACUUGUCCUCGGCGGUGUCAGCCACCUGGCCGAUGAGGUGGAGGAGGGACGAGGGGACCGGGCGCUCUGCACUCGAAGCCUCUGUGCUGCUCUCUUUUGGUGGUUCGGCGUCAAACUGCAGCGACUUUGCUAAGGACGACUUCUUCACCGGAGAGCUGUCAUGAAAACGUAAAGCAUUCAGAGGGUGUCCAACGGUUUACAUAUUUUCGAUAGCAAUAAUAUUUUAAAGUCAGUGAUGAAUAAAAAGCAUCUGUUACCCGCGGCUGAGUGAAGCCGAGCUGCUGACUGCUUGAGGUCUGAAUUCAGGUCUUCCGAACGAAAAUGAAGUAACCUUAGACGUAGUUUCCUCCUGACUUUCCACCUCUGCCUCCUCCUC